Molecule: messenger RNA, 966 nt
Organism: Caenorhabditis remanei
Lineage: Eukaryota; Metazoa; Nematoda; Chromadorea; Rhabditida; Rhabditidae
Exons: 3
Coding region: 1-966 (321 amino acids)
Source: RefSeq, a predicted model, not a curated record
AUGAAAUGUCAGAGCUUCUUAGAUGUCGUUUCCGGUGAAAUCUCCGUACUCCCAAAUGUUCUUUCGUCCUUUCUUUGCGGCUGCCUCGGUGCUCUUGUAGUCCUUGACAAUCGUUUGGAGACGUGGCUCACGACGUUCAUCGGCGAGUGCGAGUCCCUCUUCGAUGAGCGCUUUUCCGAUGUCGAUCUUCUUGUUUCCACUGUCAAAGUAGACCUGAAAUUUGGAAUUUUUGUGUCCGGAGCGCUCAGCGGUGAAGUGAAGGGAAGCGAGUCCAGCCUCGACGAGAGCCUCGCUCAAGUUGAUUGCUCUGGAGGUGUUUCCGUCUGGAGACACAAACAAGUAACCAACAAAGUUUCCAUUCUUAUCGGUGCUCUCCACCUCCAAUUGGACCUCAUGCUGGAGCACAAGUUUUCGAGUGAAUGCAGCGGCCUCAUCGGCGAAUGGCUCGGCGGCUCCCAUGGUGACACCUCCUGGUCCGACACGAGCUCCCUUUGGACAGUUGAUACCUCCGAGGAGAAGGGUGAUGAGGACGGUCUCCUUUGGGAUGUAGAUACGGAGACGGGAUCCGCCGGAGAGGAAUUCGACGACUCCUUCGGCUCUGGAAGUAAUCUCCUGGAUUCUCAACGUAUCCUUCUUCUCGGCAGUCUUAUCAGCGAACAAUCCCUUCUUUCCCUUCUCAGCGUUAGCCUCGGCAGCCAAAAGAGUGUCGUAUUCGCACGCUCUGUUCUCAUCAUCAGCACGAUGACGGACGACCUUGCUCAGUCCUCUGCUCACGAGUCCUUCGGCGAUAUUGAGGUCUCCGAUCUUGAUAGUGGCGCACGUCUUCUCUGGGAAGGUGUCGGAUUUCGGUUGAACGUAGUCGAUUUGCACUUGAACCUUCUUGCCGAGAAUUCUCUUUCGGAGGAAUUCACGAGCUUGGAACAUGAAUGGCACAUCGUAGAGUGGACGGAAUUGACGGCCUACUGA